UAUAGAUCGAAGUAUGGCACAACCUACAUCUCACUUAGUGCGCACUGAUGUCCCCAAGUCAACGUCCUUGCUUACGGGAGGGUUGCAGUUCGGAGCAUCUUCUGGGGUUACAGAUGCAGACACAUCGACAUCACCAACGACUGCACACGAAAGUGAUAGUGCAAAGGAGACUGGCGAAGUCGGCCCCGAGGUAUGCAAAGACAUGGCAACAGGUGCCAAUGGUACAGAUAUAGGUUUAAGUAACACUCAGGCGAGUGAAACAGACGCACGCACAUACAUGCAAGAACGCUUCGGGCCCGAGACCAUGAUGGCAGGCCUGGAUAAUGUGGCAGAGGUGCACACAAAGGCACCCGAUAAUAGGUUAGGCUCGCUGGAUUCACACAUGAGCAGUCCUACUAUGAGGACGGCAUGCGACACGCCUUCACACGAUAGUCUGUUGACAAUUGCACCGGUAAGGUUAGUCGCUGACGGCGACGUGCAUGAACCCAUAGCUACAAUUGCAAACGCACACACGCAGUCGUCGGUAGACGGAACAUCGAGUCCGGGGGCAUUAGAGGUUACUGCAAAAAAUACACAAACCUUGGUGUUAGAGGAUGCAGUGGAAGCUGUUGAAGCAGUGGAUGGUGGUACAACAGUGGAGAGCUCUAAAUACACUGGCAUAGUAGUAAACAGUGAUAGUCCUGGACCUGGCGUGACUAAUAUCUCUGAGACAAACACAUGCGAGAAACUCGAUGCGAGCGCCGUAACUGGCACCGACAAAGCAGCUGAGGAGCCAGAAGAUACGGCUGAAUCAUUGGCACAGGCUGCGAGCAAGAAACAGGCUCAGAUCGACGCCUGGACUGCCGCAGCCACACAAGCAUACAUUCAGGCUCGCACACGCGCGAGUUUGCAGCAGAUGUAUUCUCGACCUGAGAUCCGAACGAGUGCACCGGACACACAGCCGAGUGGAAAGGACACGGCAACAAUUGGACACGUGCCUGCAAGCGUGCCCGAGAUAGCAAAUAAUGUACCUGCGGCUGUUGGCCUCUCCGCCCCGUCGUACUUGAACACACUACAUCAGCCACCUUCGAACGAGAGCAACGCACGCGUGCAGGCUCAGGCCCAUGCACACAUGCAGGCCUUCUCCGCGGCUGCUCGCUUGCAAGCAGUGGCACAAUUGCACGCACAACAGCAGGCCGCUCAGACACAAGCACAGCUACGUAGCCACUCACAGCAGGAUACCCAAGGAAAUGUGGGUUCAUCGGGAAGCACGCUGUCCAGUAGUACGGUAGAGCCAGCAGCAACUGGGCUGAAUAUACCGGGUCUUAUGAUGCCGCAAUUGCCGGGAUUGGGUGCUCAUAACAGUCCAAGUGACCUCACAAUGGGAGGUGUGGAUAUGGGCGUUGGCGUGGGAAAUGGCACAAACUCCCAAGAUUCAUGGGGAAGUAGUACGUUCUUGCCCGCACCUAGUGUUGACCGGCACUAUCCGUUUGCGUCUCAGUUACCGCCGAUAGGUAUGAACUCGACAUUUAUGAACUCUCUCAUAGAGCAAACACAGAUACUUCAACUGCAACAAGCACAGCAGAUGGAGAAUCAGUUACGCUUUCAAGCGCACAGAGCUCAGAUGGCCCAGUUGCAGAAACAGCACAUUGAGGCCCAAAGCAAGUCACAAUCGCUACCGUCAGCACAAUCGCAGCAAGGGACAGAAACAAUAUCAUUGCAGCAAUCUCAUCAAACACCAACACAGCAACAACAACAACCUCAGCAGCAGCAACAGCAGCAACAGCAAACUCAGAGCAAUAAUUCGGGUAAUAACACUACUACCUUGAUGAAAAAUUCUUCGUGUAACAACAGUACUUUGAUGAACAGUGCGUCGGGUAGCAGCAGUAACUUGAUGAACAGUGCUUCGGGGAACAACAGUAACUUGAUGAGCACACCCUCGUGGAUGCUGCCAGCGCCGAAUUCCAGCACGAAUAAUAACAAUCUAUUUUUAGGGCUGGGUGACUACAACCAACCACCCAGCAACAGUCCCCUAUCAUUCACGGGGCCCACACCCUCGCAGGCGGCAGCCGCGGCCGCUACACUCAACCAGGUCACGCAGCAGGCACUUGGAUCGUACGGAUUUGGUUCACUCAGUUCUAUGGGUACUAAUGGGAUGGGGAAUAGCGAUAGUCUUAAUUCGCUCACCAGUGCGGGAAAUAUGAAUCAAUUGUCAGGCCCAAGUACCAAUACAGCGGCACAACCGGCUGGAUAUCUGGGCAAGUCGUACACUUUUGGACACUCGUUGCCGCACGUGUCCGGAAUAACAGGCUCGAGCCUGCCUGCCCUGCCCAGUUUUUUUGGGGCUAGUUCUGUUCCACCAAGGGGGAGCAAUUCCUCUGUAAUUAGCUCGUUCCAUGGCGCACAACAGCAACAACUGCGCGAUGCUCAAGCUCAGGCACAAGCGCAUGCAAAUGCACAGGCAGCACAUGCUCACGCACAGGCACAGUUUCAGUCUAUUUGGGCCAAUCAGCAGCGGUCUAUGGGGUUGCAGGUCAUGGGCGGUACUGAUGGGAGUCAGAAUCACAGUGGGUUCGGGAGUUUGGCGCACACUCGGACACCUUCUCCUCAUCCUGCACAUACCGGCUUUGAAGCAAACUUAGAGAAUUCCAAUAGUCUAGGCAACAUGAGUAACGGAGAUCGGAAUAGUUUUCAAAUCUUCAAUACGAGUGCACAGCCGUUUGGCGGUGUUUUCUCGCCCCCAAUACCUGCAAUACCUGUGCAGACGUCGCUAUCCAAGGCUUCAAAUGGACACGAGAAUGGGUUCAACCAUGGCGCUGUCGUGUCGUCUAGUCUGCAGAUGACAUCGGAUAGCAAUCAGCGGCCGAGUGUCGAUAGUGUUCAAGGCGCCACAACCAGAAAUGGUACUGAACAGACUAGUACGACUGACAAGGCAGCAGAUACCGCUGCAAAUGGUACUGGCCCGAGUACGACCGCAAAGUCGUUCACCGCGCUGAAAGGGCCUUCGAAUGCGUUGGUGGCGAGCGCUAAUGCGGAGAUGGCAAAGCUUGGCGAGGGGUUGCUGCUGUGUCAUUGGCGAGACUGUCGCGAUGCCACGCCUUACACGCCGGCUGAUCUGGCGCUGCACAUCAAGAGUAUGCACGUGGUGGAUCUGAACACCAAGCCUAUGCCUGCGACCUUCUCGUGCCAGUGGUUAGGGUGUAAGAGGGGCAACAAGCCAUUCCCCAUCGUACAACAGUACUUGAGACAUCUGCAAACCCAUACUAGAGAAAAGCCCUUCGCCUGUAGGCACCCUGGGUGCGGACAGACGUUUACUCAGGCAAACUGCUUGGCUGCACACACACGACUGCAUACGGGUGAGCGGCCCUUCAAGUGUACUGUUGCAGGAUGUACGAAACGAUUUGCGUACGCCAAUUGUUUGUUAGCUCACACCCGAUCGCAUACCGGAGAAAAGCCACGUGUUUGUUCCGAGUGUGGCAAGGGUUUCUCGGGGCUGUCAAAUUUGACGGCUCACAUGCGUACGCAUACUGGCGAAAGGCCCUAUGCCUGCAAACAUGACGGGUGCGGAAAGAGCUUUGCGACUUCGAGUGAUCUGGUAAGGCAUGCGCGUAUACAUUCUGGCAUCAAGCCUUUUAAGUGCCAGUAUGAGGGCUGUGUUAAGGCCUUCACAACAUCGAGUCAGCUGAACAACCACAACCGUACACACACUGGCGAAAAGCCCUUCCAGUGCAAAACGCCCAAUUGUACCAAACGAUUCGCUGAUCUCACAACGCUGCGGAGACACGAGCAGAUACAUUUGAACAAGAAACGGAAAGCCGAGGACGCUUUGUUAGCCUUACAGCAGAAGGAGAACGGUGUGGUCCCGGAUGGGGCCGGAGCAUCGUCGUAUCCACCGGCAGCUACUAGCAAGCGCACGAAAAAGACUGCUAAUGACGAGCGCAACGGAAAGGGUUCUGGUGAUCAAGGUCAAAGUAAGGAUGAACGCGGGGCUGGGCCUAUGAAUAGCAGCAUUUCAGCUGCCAAUGGGACAACAAGUAUGUCCUCGAACGCGAGUGGGAAUACACUUGGGGUAAUCUCCAUACAGAACAAGGCUACAGAAAGCCACGGACAGGCGAAGCAGCCAGACCAACUGGAGUACACGCUCACGCAUCUCACCCUCCCAGCAGGGUCCCAGUCGGAUGGUUCUAUGCUGAUGUACGGUGGAGGGACGGAGAAUGGACAAGCGACAAAUGUGUUCAUGCCGGCGGCUGUAGGUGUGGGCAUGGGCGAAGCGAAUUCUGGACCCAAUUUCCUGAACUCUCCAAGGGGUUGAAUUUGCCUAUGCUGUGUACGUAGCUAAUAUGCACACGUCGUACACUCUGUUCCUCAAUUUAAGCUUUCCUCGACCCAGAAUGUAAUGCGUUGUCACUCAGUGUUUAGACUGUAAAUUUCGUGUGGCCUGUGCCACUUAUCAACUGAGAAUUGAAGUUUAUGAUGCCGACCGAUCCCCCCUCGUCAUGCUAAUUAAGAAGGAGACAGCAUCCGGCUAAUAAACAUGA
This is a messenger RNA of Sphaeroforma arctica JP610, 4517 nucleotides long. RefSeq lists its product as hypothetical. Gene Ontology annotation, cellular component: PcG protein complex; transcription regulator complex. The transcript has a single exon. The record is from RefSeq and is a predicted model, not a curated record. Gene Ontology annotation, molecular function: RNA polymerase II cis-regulatory region sequence-specific DNA binding; DNA-binding transcription factor activity, RNA polymerase II-specific. Bases 14 to 4291 code for a protein of 1425 amino acids. Gene Ontology annotation, biological process: regulation of transcription by RNA polymerase II. Lineage: Eukaryota; Ichthyosporea; Ichthyophonida.